CGGGCCAGGGGGUGUCGGCGGCCGAGUGGGCCUCAGGUAGCCGCGCCUCCCGCCUCCACCCGCCGCCCUAUAUGCUGCCCGCCGCGCCCGCCGGGCCAUGGAGCGCGCCGCCAGUCCCCGGGGAUGGAGCUGGCCGAGGAGCACCUGCUGGGCACGCUCGCCUACCUGCAGGGCCUCCUGGGCCUGCUGAACUUGGUGGUGCUCCCGAGGGUGGGCUCGCCCUACGGCCGCUGCACGUCGGCGCGCUUCGGCCGCCCGAUCCCGGCGCGCGUGGCCUGGAUCGUGCAGGAGCUGCCCGCCCUGGCCGCGCCUCUGUGCGAGUGCGCCCGCGCCUCCGCCCAGCGCCUCCGCAGCUGGCCCAACGGCGUCCUCCUGGCCAUGUUCUUCGUCCACUACGUGCAACGGUCCUUGAUUUUCCCCUUUCUGAUUCGAGGAGGAAAGCCAAUGCCACUGUAUUCAUGUGUGGCAGCGUUCCUGUUCUGUACCUAUAAUGGCUACCUGCAGAGCAGAUUCUUGAGCCAGUACGCAGUGUAUUCUGAUGACUGGGUGACAGAUCCCCGUUUCCUAACAGGUUUUGUCUUGUGGUUGGUGGGCAUGCUCAUAAACAUCCAUUCAGAUCAUAUCCUAAGGAACCUCAGAAAACCAGGGGAGACUGGAUACAAAAUACCCAGGGGAGGCUUCUUCGAGUAUGUAUCUUCAGCCAACUAUUUUGGUGAGGUCGUUGAGUGGUGUGGCUUUGCACUCGCCAGCUGGUCUGUCCAAGGUGCAGCUUUUGCUCUGUUCACGUUUUGUUUUUUAGUCUCUAGAGCAAAACACCAUCACCAGUGGUACCUCGAGAAGUUUGAAGAUUAUCCAAAGUUCAGAAAAAUUUUAAUUCCAUUUUUGUUUUAAGUGCAUCGUCCAUGAAAUUAUUUCAGCUUGGAGCUUUUCAAUGGUGUUUCUUAGGGACUAUGUAAAUGAAUUAUCUCUGUGUGAUUUUCCUGCUACUUUACUGUUUUCAAGAUAUUCUCUAGAAAUAUCCUGUAAGCUACCUAAUAAGAAACUAACCAAACCGAAAUGCAGGUUGAAGUACCAAUUCUACACACCUGGCCAGGAAUUUCCAACUCUAAUUACUGCUGACGAUCUUUCUAAUUUUGAAUUUACUGCUUUUGGCUAUAUAUAUAGCUAAGUGUAUAGGAGACCAGAAUUUACAGUCUCUUUUAUGCCCUCUAUGGAACAACAAAUUUCACUGUUUCUUUUACAGCCCCCCAACAAUGAUUCAUUCAAGGUCAAGGGCAGGUGGCCCCUCCGUCCAUAGAGAUGUAAUCUGUCUUGGAGCUCUCCCUUGUUGCACUAAGCCAGAGGGGCCUGGGGUAUUCUUGUAGUCACGGCCUGAGGGCAGCUUGCCACUCUCCUAUCAGGUGCUGUGUGUAGAACUUGGGGGCACAGAAGAGAGCUCUGUGAGGCCCACCAGGCUGGGCAAAGGCAUCUGACACUUGUUCUAGCCUAGCUCCCUGGUGACAGCCUAUCUCCCUGAGCAGGGCAGGUGCUGGUGGCAGUUUAUAAGGCACAAGCUGUUCUGUCCCCAUGCAAGGGACUCUCUUGAACCCUCAGGUGGGAGCGUGUCGCUCUUCAGUGUUCUCGGGUCUAAUGUGGCUUUUUCUCCCCCCUUUAGUCUAUGUGGAACUAGAAUUUUCUAAGGCACUUUCUUUUUUAAGGUACCUCUCAUAUUGCAAAACAAUAUCUUGAAACAGAAUUUCUUACCCUUUUUUGUUUUUUUGGCGGCUGGCCCAUACAGCGAUCAAACCCUUAUCAGCACCAUGCUCCAACCAAAUGAGCUAACCGGCCAGACUCAGACUUUCUUACUUCAGAUGCACACUAAAAGUCCAUGGAGAUAAGUGGCAGUAAUAAAAUUUACCACUUAAGGAAAUAAAGAUACUGCAGAGAAAUGUCCAUCCAGAAGGAUGCCGAAUCGUGUCGCCGUUCAGAGAAAAUCUCACGAGCCGCCAUAAGGGCCCUUCCUGCCUGCAACAGUGCUGCCACCUGCUCCGCAUUUGCUCCUGCGUGUGCCCGAGCAGGGCAGAACCAAAGAGGAGUGGAGAGGGAGAGACACUGUGUUUCCUUUAUGACCCGCUAAUGGUGCUGGGGAGGCCUCCAGAGCACACCCACAGUCACGCCGGGCCCUUCCCUGCCACCUGCCCUCCCAGGCCGGCCUCCCAAAUCAGGCAUCAGGGCUUCUCCCCUCCUCAGCUUCCGUGUGUAAACUCUAGCCUCUGUCCUAGUGGGCUUUAGAGUCCCUUAGAUGUUAGAAUAAACACAGAAAGCUUUGCCUGCUAUGGCUGUUUUACUUUAACAAAAACAAUGGUUUUACUGAGGAAUUUUAUUAUUAAAUGAACUUUGGCCCUUUCUCUGACCAGAUAAUUACUUCAAACCUUAAGGCAGUAAAUAUUUUGGAUCCCCUCAGGAAAACUCAGAAGCUUGAGGUAGUCUUGACUGACUUGGGCCCUGCGUUCUGGAAGGCCUACCUGGCCACACGUGUGCUCGUCUGAGACCCAGAGAGGCCCGCUGCGAUUCAGCCUCAGCUGGUGCGUCCUUGGUGCCUGGGCGAGCCACGCAUGCACAAGCUCGGGCUGCCUCGAGGCUGGAUGCCCUGCUGCCACGGCCACACUCCGGACGAGUGAUCACCAUAGGAAGAACCGUUCUGUCUCACAUUUCACUGCCCUGCAUUGCUUAAGAACCGUAACCUCUUAAAUUGCGUUCAUUGGGACUAUUAAGGAGGUUAAUAAAAGUACAGUUAAAAUUCCA
This is a messenger RNA of Galeopterus variegatus (Sunda flying lemur), 2784 nucleotides long. It is a transcript of the gene SRD5A1, whose product is annotated as steroid-5-alpha-reductase, alpha polypeptide 1 (3-oxo-5 alpha-steroid delta 4-dehydrogenase alpha 1). Gene Ontology annotation, biological process: steroid biosynthetic process. Bases 124 to 891 code for a protein of 255 amino acids. The transcript is spliced from 5 exons. The record is from RefSeq and is a predicted model, not a curated record. Gene Ontology annotation, cellular component: membrane. Gene Ontology annotation, molecular function: 3-oxo-5-alpha-steroid 4-dehydrogenase activity. NCBI's taxonomy places the organism in Eukaryota, Metazoa, Chordata, Mammalia, Dermoptera, Cynocephalidae.